Messenger RNA from Punctularia strigosozonata HHB-11173 SS5, 759 nucleotides. RefSeq lists its product as uncharacterized. The transcript has 4 exons. The coding region runs from base 1 to 759 and encodes 252 amino acids. The record is from RefSeq and is a predicted model, not a curated record. Lineage: Eukaryota; Fungi; Basidiomycota; Agaricomycetes; Corticiales; Punctulariaceae.
AUGUCAUCCGUUCUGAGUGGCCACUACGACGUACCAGCUGCUGGUGAGUGCUGGAGCUGUCUAUCGGGGGAGAAAGGUCUGAUCGAGGCGAACCAUUUAGUUUCUUGCCUUGACCAUUGCAUCAACAACGCAUCGUCUGGCCCGAACAAACUGAUGCAAAUGAGCUGCUUGCAGAGCCAGCGUGACUUGGAUUAUGCUGUUACCAUUCAGAACAUAGGUGUACCACGACGUUUUCGACUAUGCAAGCGCUGUUCAAACGUCGAAAAUUCAUUUGAGGAACUAGUUUACCGGGCGCAAGGCAUUGUUGUCGAGUGCAACUUGCUUCCUCUUACUCGCGAAUCUACUGGAAGUCGCUUUAAUCUUCGACAAAGUAUUGUGCUCUCUGGCCUGGACAGCCAGAUAUUCGAGCAAUUUCUCGACUCAUGCGCGGUCGUGUACAACCUGUUCAAGCGUCACCUUCCUCCUAACUCGCUAUUUCCUCUGGCACAGGAGACCAUCCAGAUCAACGACAUUGGAUACCCGGCUAUCAGGUUCACCAACCCGGUGUUCACCAAGCCCGAUGCCGAAGGAGUUACUCCCCAUACGCAAAGCCUGAAGAUUUCAGAUGAGCUGGAUCCAGCCGGUAUACUGAGAAAGUCUCAAGGGACAGCGUUAUACCUUGAUGACAAUGCAAUCCAUACGUUUCGAGUUGAUAAAUCAACGGGGAUAGAAAAUUGCAACGGGUCUCAUCCGGUAGCAUCAGUGUCGGUGACAUUGUAG